Molecule: messenger RNA, 2130 nt
Organism: Penicillium expansum
Lineage: Eukaryota; Fungi; Ascomycota; Eurotiomycetes; Eurotiales; Aspergillaceae
Exons: 1
Coding region: 1-2130 (709 amino acids)
Source: RefSeq, a predicted model, not a curated record
AUGGUUGGAUUGAAGAAACUAUUACUGGUGGAGAAGGCUCUUUCUCGUCCAGCAACCAGCCUUGGGCUCGAGGGUUGUGGUAUAGAUCAACCAUACUUUCACACGGCGGUUGACUCGCCUACACAAAGUCACUUCGAGGGUGGUUUCCCGUCCGGAGAUUCGCAGUCACUAGAUGUGGCUCAUCAUUUUGAUCAGAUCGAGAAGCAAUUCGAAGAUCUACAUGAUCGACUGGAACGGUCGACCUCUUCUCAAUCCCAAGUACGGCCUCUCAGCUCUCAUUUCGUACCCCAAAAACCCAAAAAUGGCCGACAUAUCGACUUGAUGGAUGCUCUGUUCUCUACCGAGAAUAAUCAAACAACUACCCCGGUACCACUUUCUCCUCCUGCCAGCCUAUACAACGAAGAUGUUGCGGAAAGAAACAUGACCCGGUUUCUACGGAUCCAAUGCCGCAAUGGACUUGCUAAGUCGGGUAUACUCUCAGCGCUUUACCAAGAGGAUGUGGCCGACAGAAAUAUUGCGAAAUAUAGCAGCCCUGGUCGCUCUUUGUCUCACUUAAGUUCUCGGUCAUCACCAGCUGCGCCUGGUAGGGUACAGAUUCCAGAAAGCCAACGGCGCAAUGCCAGGAAGCGGGAUCCAGGGAAGCCUAGCUGGGCGUCAGCAGAAAAUCUACGGAAAAAGCUCUCCCAUGAUGGCUCGGGUACUUCAUCUACACGACCACAGUCCCAACUUGGCAAUUGCCUCAAAUCCCAGAGAUCUGCGCCAAGCCUGUCUGCGGACGAAGACUUUGUCCCACAAGAAGAUGCUCCCCCAACUCCUGUCCAGCGUUUGGGUAUUCCCGCUGCCUACAAACAAGGAAAAAGGUGGAGCAACACUCCGCUGCCUGACAGCCCUACAAUUCCUAUCCCCAUGGGUGAUAGUAAAAGCGCCGUCGAGGCUCCUUCGGUGCCACGACCACCUGCUACAAUAGCUCGCAGCACACAAAUAUCGCUCCCUCCGCCAAAGUUAACAGAGCCGAAUUCUAAAAAGAAUGCGCGAGGUCUCUCGAUCAAUACGCAAUUAGCUGCCAAAGGACGCCCUAAAAUUGCGCACCGUGCUAUCCAGCCGCCAACACCCUCAACCAGCGAAUUGAAACAGGGUCCCAGCAUCGCAGAAGUGAUGAACAGUCCUCUGCCAGUUUCCACCCCCAUCAGUCCCCUUAAAUCAUCGCGCUUUAAACCCUCCGACAUGAUGGAAUUUUUCACCAAGGCUUAUAAGUCUAUCCAAGGCUCCCAUCCAACGUACGAGACGCUGCAGGACGCCAUAGUCCGCGAGGUCAAUUCCCACGAGGCAUUCCGCCGAGUCCCCGUCCCCGCCCCAGGGCCUCCAUUCACGCCCGCGUCAGACAAAAACGAGUUCAGCAACGACUUCCGACUAGCAACCACACUUCACCGAAGCUCCUCAGGGAAGAACCGGCUCAUGAACAAGAGCUCAUCCAAGCACAAGAGCACCCUCGAAUCCCGCCGUAGCAUCUCAACCAGCGUUGGCUACGACCGCCUCCUACGAAAAGUCUCGGGCUCCCCCGCUCGCCGUCGACACACCGACGCCCCAGCCCCAACCCCAGGCUUCCUGGCCGAAUUCCAACCCCACGAAGAGCCUGUCAUCACCCGCCCCGGAUCCAGAGAGCCAAUCACAUACCUCGACGUGCUGCAUGCGAGCAGCGAACAGCAACCUAUCUCAACUAGCGGCUGCGCAAGCCCCUCUGUAUCUCGCAAGCGAGGACGCUCACAAUCCAUCGGUAACCUCACUGCUAUGGCUUGUUCGGGCUCUGAUGUGCCUUUUGUCCCCGGCACAGUCUACUGCAUGCAAGCUCACUCAGCUCCUUCGAGUAAUUCCUCGCAUGAAGAUAGUGACGAUGAUAUCAUCCACCUUCCUAACCCGAGUCCCCCACCGCGUGUGCAGAUCGAAGGCGUCGACGAGAAUAACAUCCGCUAUGUCAUUGAUGCUGCUUCGCCAGAUGAGGCGCAGAAACUCAUGUACUGGCCUCAGCAGAUUCGCCGCGGUGGUGCCUCCAAUCCUUACGGGAAUAGUCUGUCGCCGUUGUCUCGUGCUCGCAUGCAGCUUCGAGGUUCGCGCUCGGUUGAGACUUACUAG